This is a messenger RNA of Sardina pilchardus (European sardine), 2255 nucleotides long. RefSeq lists its product as uncharacterized. Lineage: Eukaryota; Metazoa; Chordata; Actinopteri; Clupeiformes; Clupeidae. The transcript has 2 exons. Bases 66 to 1037 code for a protein of 323 amino acids. The record is from RefSeq and is a predicted model, not a curated record.
CACCCACGGAACGCUGUGAGGAGCACGGCUACGACAGCACAGGCCAGCCUUCCCACACCGGGGAAAUGCAGAGGACAUUUGGCAGAGUGAAGACUUGGCCACCAACAGCCAUCCUGUGGGCACGCCAACAGGCUCAGCAAGAGGAGGUCGUCGAUGUGAGUUAUUUCCAGAAACUUCAGGCAGAAUUCAGGCUUCGUGGGCAAGAAGAGAUCCCUGACGUGAGUUUCCUACCAGGCAGUCAGGCGUCAGGAGGCUCUCCAACCAACGCCCCCGAAUCGCUGUCAGUGUCGGUGGACGUUCCUUUGGGUGACACUGAAAAAGAAGGAGCUGCUGAAGACAAUCCUGCUCUAUCCAGUUUAAAUGAUGAGACACAAAGAAGUGAUAUCAGCCCACCUGACAGUGACCAUCAAAAUGACCACAUGAUUGAUGCAGAGCCUGACCAAUCCAUACUGGAGACACUAAGACUUGAAACUACUGAAGGCAUAGCUGAUGGGCACAGUGAUGAGAGGCUAGAAAUGAACAUCACAACUGAGACUAUAGAAGACCCUGACCAAUCCAGACUUAACAUGUUGAGACUUGAAACCACUGAAGAUAUGGCUGACAGCAACUGUGAAGGGAGGCGAGAAAUGGGCAUCGCGACUCAGAAUCCUCAAGAUCCUGAUCAAUCCAUGCCGAGUGUGUCGAGAUGUGAGACCGCUGUGGUAGGUAUGACUGACCGUAACAAUGGCACGAAACUGGGAAUGGACGUGGCAACUCUGAAGACAGAGGACGAGUUACCAGAGCCGUCAGCUGCGCGGAAAAAGUCCAGAACCGGAACAAACCAAUCGAAGCGACGGCCGAGGGAAUCUGACAAGAGCACAACAGUAGCAUCUCCUCCUCCAAAGUCCUGUUCCCCCAGCGACGAGAGUCUCCUCCAGCACAACGACUACGUCUUCAUUGACCUCCUGCACGAGGUGGUGGAGAACCAAGGACGCUGGACCAGAGAGAGAUGGAAGCAGACUCACAUAAACAGACGAAAGUUUCAAUUGAAACAAUAGCUUAAUUAUCAAUUGAUGACACUGUUAAUCACUUCACAUGUGUAUGUAACCUAUUAUGUCAGUAUAUACUAUAUAAUGGUGAAUGGUUCAUGAUAAGUUUACCACUGUAUCUGUGUGCCCUAUAUAAAUACGGAUACUCACUGUGUCCUUUAGUGAUCAGACUUUAAGAUAAAUCAUGGUUCUUCUCACACUUCUCUUGUGUCAGAAUUCAGGAAAUCUGUUUACAAACACUGGCACAUUGUUGAUUCGGACCCUAUACUGAUGAGAGUUUUUCCAGAAAAACCCGAGCUUGUCUUCCAGCGUGCCCCUAACCUAAGAGACCGCCUGGUGAAAAGCGGUACACGUCCGCAACUCACAUCUUUUCUUACUAUGCCGGAUGGUAACUAUAAAUGUGGUAGUUGCGCCCAGUGUUCUUAUACGCACAAGUGCAAAAGUUUUAAUCACCCACACACACACACUGGUAAAAUCAUUUCUAUCCGCGGAGCCAUCACAUGCAGCACCACACAUGUUGUUUAAAUCUAAUUCGCUGCCCUUGUGGCCUAGCAUGUGGGUAAAACAGCACGAGCACUUCGAACCAGGAUGAGCGAGCACAGGAGCACCAUCAGAACUGGGGAUGAGCGCAGUCCUGUAUCCGCUCAUUUUAAAUUAGCUGGACAUAAUGUCAGCGCCCUUAGAUACAUCGGGGUGGAGCAAUUCAGAAAAACACCUAGAGGGGGUGAUCAAGACAAAAUGCUUCUUCAACGGGAAACCUUCUGGAUUCAUUUCCUUAACACAAUGUCUUCUUCCAAUGGUCUCAAUGAGGAAUUUGAUAUUAAACCAUUCCUGUAUGUAGGCUACUGUGUGAUGUAAUGUUUUUUUCUUUUUUCCUAAUCUGUUUGGGGCUCUUUUUGGACAUUUGGGACAGUCCAUGUAUUUUCUACCAUUUGUUUCUUCUUUGUUUUUUCAUUUUAUUCUUUAUUAUUAUGUAAUUAAUUAUACCUUUAUGCAAUGCUAUUUACCCCUCAAGGCUGUAAGCCCUUUUUGACAAAUCUGUUUAAACUGGAAACUUGUAACUCUGAUUGAGUGAUUAGUGGGGCUACCAGGCCUAGUGAAACAGGGAGGUAACAUUGUGGGUCAGGUGACUGUUGGACCUUUAUAUGACCCUUUCACAAAUGUGUUCACCAUUUGCCUGAUGAAGGCCCAGUAGGGUCGAAACGUUGCACUUAUUUCAAUAUUAAA